CCGACAAUUAUAUGUCCUGGACUCACGCCUAAGACAACCAACCGUACAUGUUCUCUCUUCGGCCACUGCUCUCCUCUCCUCGAAUCCUCCCACGAGCUUCACGCUUCCGUACAUUGUAUCGCGCAUACACAAUGGCAGCAGCACCAAGCGACAACCGACCGGUCGUGAUCAGCGGACCCAGCGGGGUAGGGAAGGGGACGCUGUACAAGCUCCUUCUGGAGCGUCGGCCCAACACAUUCGCAACAUCUGUGUCGCACACGACGCGCGAUCCGCGCCCUGGCGAGACGCGCGAUGUCGACUACUACUACAUCACGAUGGAGGAGUUUGAGAAGAUGAUUGAGGAGGAGAAGUUUGUGGAGCAUGCUAAGUUUGGAGGGAACCGCUAUGGCACUUCCAAGAUGACCAUUGCGAAUCUGACAGCGAGCGGGAAGGUCGUCGUUCUAGACAUUGAGAUGGAGGGCGUGAAACAAAUCAAGAAGUCCACCCUCAACGCACGCUACGUCUUCAUCGCACCCCCCUCAAUGGAGAUCUUAGAAGCGCGCCUGCGAGGCCGCGGCACGGAAAAGGAAGAGAGCAUACAGAAACGUCUGGCGCAGGCCAAGAACGAGAUGGAGUACUCGAAGACCCCGGGGGUUCAUGACUUGAUUAUUGUCAAUGAUGAUCUCGAGAAGGCGUAUUCGGAACUUGAGGCUUUUAUCUACAAGGAGAGGGCUUAGAGAAAUGGGGCUAAGGAGUAGUGUGCAGGGUCAGGGGGCUGCGACGAGGGGAGUUUGGAAGCUUUACAUUGCAUUUGGGAGGUGGGGACUCAAAAGUUUUGAAUACUGCUGACAGGUUACGCUGAUACCAAGAGAGGGUUAUUUAUAUAUUGUAUAUAUAGAGCGAGCAGUAAGUAAAUGUCUCCGAGCAAACGUGAAUAUAGAUAAGAGAGAUCAAAGUAAUCUCAAGCUACGUAUCUCAGUACACACCGUGUCAUUAGUAAUGUAGAGCUUACUGCUAUUGAAAUGAAUUCUCGACAUUAGAAAAGGCUAAUUAAGCAAGGUGAAAAUGGGGAAUUCGGAGUGACAAAGGAAAGCCCAGUUUAAGCGGCCACUUAUA
This is a messenger RNA of Amorphotheca resinae ATCC 22711, 1095 nucleotides long. RefSeq lists its product as hypothetical. NCBI's taxonomy places the organism in Eukaryota, Fungi, Ascomycota, Leotiomycetes, Helotiales, Amorphothecaceae. The transcript has 4 exons. Gene Ontology annotation, molecular function: GMP kinase activity. Gene Ontology annotation, biological process: purine nucleotide metabolic process. Gene Ontology annotation, cellular component: cytosol. Bases 48 to 716 code for a protein of 222 amino acids. The record is from RefSeq and is a predicted model, not a curated record.